This is a messenger RNA of Nothoprocta perdicaria, 2252 nucleotides long. It is a transcript of the gene PABPC1L, whose product is annotated as poly(A) binding protein cytoplasmic 1 like. Gene Ontology annotation, cellular component: ribonucleoprotein complex. NCBI's taxonomy places the organism in Eukaryota, Metazoa, Chordata, Aves, Tinamiformes, Tinamidae. The transcript is spliced from 15 exons. Gene Ontology annotation, molecular function: RNA binding. Bases 1 to 1902 code for a protein of 633 amino acids. The record is from RefSeq and is a predicted model, not a curated record.
AUGAACGCCAGCGGGCCGGGGUACCCGCUCGCCUCGCUCUACGUGGGAGACCUGCACCCGGACGUCACCGAAGCCAUGCUCUAUGAGAAGUUCUCGCCUGCCGGGCCCAUCAUGUCCAUCCGCGUGUGUCGGGACGUGGCCACGCGCCGCUCACUGGGCUACGCCUACAUCAACUUCCAGCAGCCCGUGGACGCCGAGCGAGCCCUGGACACCAUGAAUUUUGAGGUGAUCAAAGGCCGGCCCAUCCGGAUCAUGUGGUCGCAGCGAGACCCCGGGCUCAGGAAGUCGGGGGUUGGAAACGUCUUCAUCAAGAACCUGGAUGACUCCAUUGAUAACAAAGCCCUGUACGACACGUUCUCCGCCUUCGGCAACAUCCUGUCUUGCAAGGUGGUUUGUGAUGAAAACGGGUCCCGCGGUUAUGGCUUUGUUCACUUUGAGACGCACGAGGCAGCGACCCGAGCCAUUGAGACCAUGAACGGGAUGCUGCUCAACGACCGCAAGGUGUUUGUUGGCCACUUCAAAUCCCGCAAGGAGCGUGAGGCGGAGAUUGGGGCAAAGGCAAUGGAAUUCACCAAUGUCUACAUCAAAAACUUCGGGGAUGACAUGGAUGACGACAGACUGCGGGAAAUAUUCUCCAAGUUUGGGAAGACGCUCAGCGUCAAGGUCAUGAUGGACAACGCUGGCCGCUCCAAGGGCUUUGGAUUUGUCAACUUUGAGAAGCACGAGGAAGCCCAGAAGGCCGUGGCCGACAUGAACGGCAAGGAGAUCAACGGGCGCUCGGUGUACGUGGGCCGGGCGCAGAAGCGGCUGGAGCGCCAGAGCGAGCUCAAGCGCAAGUUCGAGCAGAUCAAGCAGGAGCGAGUGAGCAGGUACCAGGGGGUCAACCUGUAUGUGAAGAACCUGGAUGAUGGCAUAGAUGAUGAGAGGCUGAGGAAGGAGUUUUCCCCCUAUGGCACCAUCACCAGCGCAAAGGUGAUGACAGAGGGUGGACACAGCAAAGGGUUUGGGUUUGUAUGUUUUUCCUCCCCAGAAGAGGCUACCAAGGCCGUGACGGAGAUGAACGGGCGCAUCGUCAGCACCAAACCCCUCUACGUCGCGCUGGCCCAAAGAAAAGAAGAGCGGAAAGCAAUUCUCACCAACCAGUACAUGCAGAGACUGGCCACCAUGAGGGCCCUGCCCGGCCCUCUGCUUGGCUCCUUCCAGCCCCCGGCGGGCUACUUCCUCCCCCCCAUCCCGCAGCCACAAACCAGAGCUGCUUUCUACAGCCCCAGCCCAGUUGUCCCAGUCCGCCCUGCCACUCGCUGGAGUGCGCAGCCCUCCAGGCCUCCCCCGGCGUAUCCUGCAGCUACCCCGAUCCUGAGGGCCGCGGCGCCGCCGCGACGCCUGCUCUCCAACAUCAGCACCAUGAGGCAGGCGUCCACCCAGGUGCCGCGCGUGCCGCCCCAGGCCCAGCGAGUGGCCAACAUCGGGACGCAGACGGUGAGCGCGCGGGGGCCGUCGUCGCCCGCGCCGCCGCGGGGCGCGCAGCACUACAAGUACUCGUCGGCCGUGAGGAACGUGCAGCCGCUGCGCAGCGCGGCGCCCGCCCAGCAGGUGGGAGAGCCUGCCGUGCACGUGCAGGGGCAGGAGCCGCUGACGGCCUCCAUGCUCGCAGCAGCCCCUCCUCAGGAGCAGAAGCAGAUGAUCGGUGAGCGCCUCUACCCUCUGAUCCACGCCAUGCACGCCUCGCUGGCCGGCAAGAUCACCGGGAUGCUGCUGGAGAUAGACAACUCGGAGCUGCUGCUUCUCCUGGAGUCCCCGGAGUCGCUGCGCUCCAAGAUCGAGGAGGCCGUGGCUGUUCUGCAGGCGCACCAGGCUGCCGAGCCGCCGCACAAGGGCAGCGCUGCCGCCUUCCUGCCCUGACCCUGGCUGGAGGAAUGAGAGUGUCUCAACCACUGCUUUUGAAGAGAAACAACAGCAGCCUCACCAUGUUUGUUGGAACGAUGUCCACACUGUUACCCUGGUUUGUCUUCAAUGCCCCAUCCUGUUUUUGUGCAUGUGCAUUAGAAACCCCACAAAAUUGCUGCCUCCCUGUGGAAGACUUAKGCCCUCUGAGAACCCCCGAGUUACUUCUCCCUUUGGCCCCGAGAGCAGUCUAGGCAAUGUGAUGURGAACCCAGCCUGGCUCAGCUGUCCMGGAAAUGACAAGCGCUGAUGAGUCACCACUUAGUGAAUGUGUUGGGUUCUGAAAUUUUAUUUGUUCCUGUAGCUGA